UGUAAACAGCUGGCUUCCAGUGGUUGGAAAUGUGAAAUAAACGCGUGCGAGUUUUGAAACAUAAACAAUCCUUUAAUUUUUAAAUUAUAAGAGAAAGAAUUUAGGAUGGCUGGACGUGGGCGUGGUGGGAAGACAGGAUCGCUCACUGCCGAGCAGAUGCAGGCGCUGGGUUGCAUGGGCAAAGAUAUGCCACAAGUGCAAACGGCGCCGCCUCCAACAUUUCCAGCGCUACUCAAUAAACCAAUUUGCCUUGAGACGACUACCGCACAGAACUAUCAGCUGCUGUGGAAAGAAGACUUUUUAAAUCGCAUGCGCGAUUCACCAUAUUAUAUCGUGUCAGCCAGCCAGGAGAAACAAAAAACCAGCGUUAAGGAUUGGCGAGAGAAAGCUUUGGAGCGCCUUAAAAAUAAGGCACAGCCCGAAUUUAACUACAAAGCAAUGCCAAGGGAACUAAAUUCCAAUUAUCGCAAACGAAAAGCUGAUCCACGACCCAAGGUGCUGGCCAAGAAGACAAACAUUGAGGAUAGACUGAAACAGCUGGAGCAGAAGGAGCUCAAAAACGGCGGUGAAAACGAAAAUGAUGAAGUCAAGCGGGAGAGCGACUCAGAGCACGACGACGAACCAGAAGAUCCAGAAGCAGCGCUCGAUGAUGAGAUGGACGAGGAGAACGACUAUGCCAACGAUUAUUUCGAUAAUGGCGAAGCGUACAACGAAGAGGAUGAUAAUAUGGACGAUGGUCCCGUAUAUUAAGCAAAAAAUAAACAAUAUUUGGGAUAGUGA
Molecule: messenger RNA, 780 nt
Organism: Drosophila hydei
Lineage: Eukaryota; Metazoa; Arthropoda; Insecta; Diptera; Drosophilidae
Gene: Polr3G
Product: DNA-directed RNA polymerase III subunit RPC7
Exons: 3
Coding region: 106-750 (214 amino acids)
Biological process (GO): transcription by RNA polymerase III
Cellular component (GO): RNA polymerase III complex
Source: RefSeq, a predicted model, not a curated record